GUUUUACGCACCGACCUCAGAGCACUCCCUUUUUUAUUCCACCAAAGCUCAGUUUGGAUAUUAAACCCAAAAAAACAUGGCAUUCUUGACAAGAAAUGAAGUUUUCUCCUGUUUUGUUUUCUACGCCGUGCUUCUGGUGAUAAAAAUGUACAUUCUAGCGAUAAUAACGGGACAAGUGAGGCUGCGUAAAAAGGCUUUUGCAAACCCCGAGGACGCGCUGAGGCACGGAGGGCUGCAGUUCCACCGAGAGGACCCGUAUGUGGAGAGGUGCCGGAGAGCUCAUAUUAACGACUUAGAGAACAUCCUCCCCUUCCUCUUCCUGGGUGCUAUCUACUCCAUGAUCGGACCUUCACUUCCUGUGGCCCGCCUCCACUUCCUGGUCUUCUUCCUGGCUCGUGUGCUGCACAGCGUGGCCUACCUGUUCGCCCUGCGAGCCCCCACCCGCUCUCUGGCCUACAUUGUGGCUCAGAUACCUUGUGUCUCCAUGGCUCUGCAGAUCCUUGUUGCAGUCGCAGCAUAUGCAUGAAAAUCCAGAAAAGGAGGGAUGAACUUGAGGAGUUUUCCUGGCAGGAGGGAUUGGGAUCUGAGACCUGUGUCAGAUUAAAAAGCAAGAAGAGGAGCAGGAUACCGGAGAGGCCUCCUGAGGGGAAGAGCAUUAAAGACAAGAAUGAGUGCAAUAAUAGGUGUGUGAUUACACCACAGCUGGGUUUUUGUGAGAUUUUAUCAGUAUUUUUAAUGUUGAAAUGUGAGAAUUUCUUAUUUGAAGUUGACAUCUUGUACUGUACUAUUUAAAAAAGAAAUAUGAAGGUCGUUUUUGUCUUUGUAACUAGAUUUUGUUGUAACCCCCUGAAGCCACUUUGCAAUAUUCCUCCCUGCAUCCAUUCUGUGUUUACACACAACACGGACCACCAUUCACGUAGUGCUGCACCCCCAUGGCUUCAGCUGCUUCCUUUGUGGAUACUCCAUCUGUUGUGUUAACAUUUUGUUUGUGUACUAUGUUCAACAAAAGCUUACGCAUGAUGACUGAAGAUGUGUUGAGAGAUUUAAGACCACUUUCACUGUGUGAGUCAAACUGUCUCUCAAGUUACAUCAAUUUAAAGAAAGGAAUCCUAUCACUGAGUUUGGAAUACAUCUCACAACAACCUGCAGAGAACAUAUGAAAUCAUUCUAUCUUUGAAAACACAUUUCAAGGCUAUUUUUAAAGUAUUGUAUUAGUAAUUUAUUAUUCAAUUUAAUGUAUACAGUUAUGUUUUUUAACCACUAUAUGCAUUCUUUUGGAGGCAAUAAAACAAUUAAC
Gymnodraco acuticeps is the source of this 1297-nucleotide messenger RNA. It is a transcript of the gene ptges, whose product is annotated as prostaglandin E synthase. Gene Ontology annotation, biological process: prostaglandin biosynthetic process. Gene Ontology annotation, molecular function: prostaglandin-E synthase activity. The coding region runs from base 77 to 526 and encodes 149 amino acids. NCBI's taxonomy places the organism in Eukaryota, Metazoa, Chordata, Actinopteri, Perciformes, Bathydraconidae. Gene Ontology annotation, cellular component: membrane. The transcript has 3 exons. The record is from RefSeq and is a predicted model, not a curated record.